AUUGAACAUACGCCCCAGCAAAUGUCAGCUGGAUGAGUUUCAAUUACAGUUCAGUGGGAUAGUGACAAGCAAAAUUAUUAAAAAUGGUUUUGGAAAGUACUAUGAUAUGUUUCGACAAUAGUGAUUACCAAAGAAAUGGUGAUUACUUUCCGACGCGAUUAAAUGUCCAGAAAGAUGGUAUCAACCUGGUUUGCCUGACAAAAGUUCGAUCUAAUCCGGAGAAUAAUGUUGGCCUGAUGACCAUAUCCAACACCGUUGAGGUGCUUGCUACCCUUACAAGUGAUGUAGGACGUAUUUUUUCAAAGAUGCAUUUAAUACAACCAAAAGGAGAAAUCAAUUUACUCACUGGCAUUCGUAUUGCGCAUUUGGUUCUCAAGCAUCGUCAGGGCAAAAAUCACAAGAUGCGUAUUGUUGUGUUUGUGGGUUCACCAAUAAAUAAUGAGGAGGGUGAAUUGGUAAAACAAGCCAAACGUUUAAAAAAAGAAAAAGUUAACGUCGAUAUCGUCAGCUUUGGAGACCAUGGAAAUAACAAUGAAAUUUUAACUGCUUUCGUUAACGCACUAAAUGGAAAAGAUGGUACAGGUUCCCAUUUAGUUAGCGUACCUCGAGGAUCGGGAUUGUCCGAUGCAUUGUUAUCCUCACCAAUAAUACAAGGUGAAGACGGCAUGGGAGGGGCAGGUUUGAGUGGUGCUGGUUAUGAAUUUGGUGUUGAUCCCAAUGAAGAUCCGGAAUUGGCACUUGCUUUACGUGUAUCAAUGGAAGAACAACGUCAACGCCAGGAAGAAGAACAACGUCGGGCUCUUUCUGAAUCAAAUACUGCAGGUAAUACAGAAGCGAAUGCUGGCAGUGCCACAACAGAUACCGAAAAAACUAGCACAAAUGUUGGUACUGCUCUUGAAGAGCCGAAUUCUGAAGAAGCAAUGUUGCAACGUGCUUUGGCAUUAUCUACAGAAACGCCAGAAGAUAACUUGCCUGAUUUCGCUAACAUGACUGAAGAAGAGCAGAUAGCUUUCGCUAUGCAAAUGUCAAUGCAGGAUGCAGCUGAUGAGACCGUAACUCAACAGGCCAAACGUCCUAAAACGGAAGAAAAUCAACCAAUGGAUGUCGAUGAGGACUACUCCGAAGUUAUUGGUGAUCCAGCAUUUCUACAGAGUGUACUGGAAAAUUUACCUGGCGUCGACCCGCAAUCAGAAGCUGUACGCGAUGCAGUAGGUUCACUCAGUAAAGAAAAGGAAAAAGACAAGAAAAGUGAUGACGGAGACCAAUCUCAAUAAAUCUUAUUUGUGGCGAAUUCCACUAAGCAAACUUCAGUAAUAAAACUGUAUUGAAUCGUAAUAUGAAUUAUUUUAUAAUAAACUUGCAUUAAAAUGUAA
Messenger RNA from Bactrocera neohumeralis, 1373 nucleotides. RefSeq names its product 26S proteasome non-ATPase regulatory subunit 4 (gene Rpn10). Gene Ontology annotation, cellular component: nucleus; cytosol; proteasome regulatory particle, base subcomplex. The transcript is spliced from 7 exons. Gene Ontology annotation, biological process: proteasome-mediated ubiquitin-dependent protein catabolic process. The record is from RefSeq and is a predicted model, not a curated record. Gene Ontology annotation, molecular function: polyubiquitin modification-dependent protein binding. NCBI's taxonomy places the organism in Eukaryota, Metazoa, Arthropoda, Insecta, Diptera, Tephritidae. Bases 84 to 1274 code for a protein of 396 amino acids.